CUCAAGCGCGUGGACCCGGAGAUCACGGAGAUCCUCGCGUCGGCGACGCACGCGACGCUCUACAACUUCGCGAGCGAGGAGUGGGAGCGCGGCGACGUCGAGGGCCCGCUCUUCAUCGCGAAGCGGCGGUCGCAGCCGCGCUACCGCCUCGUCGUGCUCAACCGCCUGUCCAUGAGCAACCUCGUGGAAGACGUCGACGCGGGCUUCGAGAUCGAGGUCGUCGAUCGCUACCUCAUCUUCCGG
Molecule: messenger RNA, 243 nt
Organism: Aureococcus anophagefferens
Lineage: Eukaryota; Pelagophyceae; Pelagomonadales; Pelagomonadaceae
Exons: 1
Biological process (GO): positive regulation of catalytic activity; deadenylation-dependent decapping of nuclear-transcribed mRNA; deadenylation-independent decapping of nuclear-transcribed mRNA
Cellular component (GO): P-body
Molecular function (GO): mRNA binding; enzyme activator activity
Source: RefSeq, a predicted model, not a curated record